Messenger RNA from Callithrix jacchus (white-tufted-ear marmoset), 6259 nucleotides. NCBI's taxonomy places the organism in Eukaryota, Metazoa, Chordata, Mammalia, Primates, Cebidae. The record is from RefSeq and is a predicted model, not a curated record.
UAAGUGGGCUUGUGAAUGGCUAGAUUGGGAAGCACCGGCGGGAUGUGGGGAAGAGUGGUGACGCAAAAUAGAGACUCCGCCCCCUGCCUUGGAGCGCUGAGACUCAGGCUGCGGGAGCUCGGGCCAAUGAGAGGGACGGCCCCAGAAUGGCAUGGAGCCCCAGGACACAUGACCUGAGAACUCACUGUAUGCAGCUGUGAAGGACUGCUUAAGGGGGAGACAGACCUGUAAGGACUACAGAAUCAUGGAAGGAUGAGACUUCCUUCCAGAGGAGCAGCAGUUGGAGUCAGAGCUAAGUUCAAGUUGUAGAUCUGCUACUUUUUAUAACUUGCUUAAGUUAUUUAACUCCUUGUCUUGCCCCAAUUCCUUGUCUAUGACAUGGGCACAAUACUUUAUAUUUUGUUUUGUUUUGUUUUUUCGAGAUGUCUCACUCUGUCACCCAGGCUGGCGUGCAGUGGUGCAGUCUUGGCUCACUGCAAUCUCUGCCUCCCAGGUUCAAGCAAUUCUCCUUCCUCAGCCUCCCAAGUAGCUGGGAUUACAGGUUUCUGCCACCAUGCCUGACUAAUUUUUGUGUUUUUAGUAGAGAUGGGUUUUCACCAUGUUGGCCGGGCUGGUCUUGAACUCCUGACAUUAAUUAAGUGAUCUGUCUGCCUCAGCCUCCUAAAGUGCUGGGAUUACAGAUGUGAGCCACCACUUCCAGCCAAUACUUAGUAUUUUGUAAAGUGGUUGCGAAGAUCAAAAAGGUAAUGGAAUUUGCAAAGGACUAGGCACAGGAUUGGCCCAUAGUAACACUUAGUAAAUGUUGAUUCCCUUCUUUUCCUGUGACUUGGUAAGAAAGGGUGAGGUUUGUAAAUCCAUUUAAUUGGAUUUUUAGAAUUCCUGUAGGAAUAUCUUUGGCUUUUAACAAGAGCAUUUAGUCUAAUGCAUUUAAUGAAUUUACUGGUAUAUUCAGAUUUUUUUUUUUUUUUUGAGAUGGAGUCUCACUCUGUUGCCCUGGCUAGAGUGCAGUGGCGUGAUCUCUACUCACUGCAGCUUCUGCCUCCUGUGUUCAAGCAAUUCUCAUGCCUUGGCCUUCCUAGUAGCUGGGACUACAGACGUGCCACCACACCUGGCUAACUUUUGUAUUUUUAGUAGAGACAAGGUUUUAUCAUGUUGGCCAGGCUGGUCUCAAACUCCAGACCUCAGGUGAUCCACCCACCUCAGCCUCUCGAAGUUCUGGGAUUACAGCCGUGAGCCACUUCACCCAGCCCAUUUUUCCUACUAUACCACUUUGAAAGUUAAAUUCUCUUUUUCUAUUAGUAUUAUUUUAGUGAUCUCCCUAGCAAUUAUCAUGUGCAUCUUUUUUUCUUUUUUUUGAGACCAGAGUCUUGCUCUGUUGCCCAGGCUGGAGUGUAGUGGUGCCAUCUCGGCUCACUGUAACCUCCACCACCUCCUGGGUUCAAGCGAUUCGCCUGCCUCAGCCUCCCUAGCAGCUCAGACUACAGGCGCCCACCACCACGCCCAGCUAAUUUUUGUAUUUUUUAGUAUAGACGAGGUUUCACCAUGUUGGCCAGGCUGAUCUCGAACUCCUGACCUUGUGAUCUGCCCACUUUGGCCUCCCAAAGUGCUGGGAUUACAGGAUAAGCCACCGUGCCCAGCCAGACACAUGCAUUCUUAACUUACCAAAGUGUCAUGCUAAUAAAUACCUUUACAGGAAGGAUAGUUUCCUGAGAUGGAGACAGGAAGAGAGAACAUUCCAGGCUAGAUGAACGGAGAAACAAGCAGAUGAACAGGGGAAGAUUUAAUUGCUAUUUGAGUUAGAGUGGUGCUAGAGCAAGAUGAGUGAGCUGGGGGUGGGUGGUUUAAAACCAUCCAGGAAGGAUGUCUUGGUCAUGAAAAAGAUCUUUGAAAAGAAAAAGAAUAACUCCUCCUCAACCCAGGAAAAGCAGUGAUUUUCCUGAAGCUUCCCAGGAGGCAGUGGCAGAGUUUGGUCUGAAGCUGGAUGUCUUUAGCAGUCUGUGUCCCUGCCUCUAUACCUACCCUAGCCAUGCUCACUCUGUCCCCUUUCUAGGAAUUCGUCAAUCUCGCUUACCUGUCUAAAUACUGCCCAUUCUUCAAAACCUAGUUCCAUUAAAUCAAUCCAACAUAUAUUUUCUUUUUAUUUUUGUAUUUCAUAUUUUUAUUUUAUUAUUAUUAUUUUUGAGAUGGAGUCUUGCUCUGUCACCCAGCUGGCGUGUAGUGGUGCAAUCUCGGCUCACUGUAACUCUACUGCCUAGGUUCAAGCAAUUACCUUCUCUCAGCCUCCCGAAUAGCUGGGACUACAGAAUUAAAGAAUUAGUCUAAAUAAUUAGAGCACCUCAAGGUUUGGGCAUUGGGGAUGGUCUAGAGGCAGGGAGGGGGAUCCAGCCUUAGGGAAUGGUACUUAAGGCCAAGAGAACAGACAAGGUGUUAAGAUAGGGAACAAUGGCCAGGAGCAGACACCCCUGGUUUGGGGCUAGAUGAAGAGGAUGACAUGAAGCCGCAAAGCAGAAAACCUGAAUCUAGUUGCCCAAAUUAGAGGAAAGUGGUUCUUUUUGCAAAGUUUUACUGAUCCAUUUGCCCUGGACCUUAAAGAGCAGGAUAGGGGAGAAUUCAAAAUCAAGAAAAAUCAUUUUUAGAAUAAGACACACACUGAGUACACACUCUCUCCAGACUUCAGAGCCCCUCAGAGUGCAACUGAGGUAUCUCUGGGUCCUCCAUCAUUGCUUCACCUGAGGCCUGUCACAGAGAGGGCCUAGGCUGGGUGAAUGAACAAAAGUGAAUGCAUGAAAAAGAGCUCUGGCAAAUUAAUCAACAAAUACUAGGCCAGGCACAGUGGCUCAAGCCUGUAAUCCCAGCACUUUGGGAGGCCGAGGCGGGUGGAUCCCGAGGUCAAAAGAUUGAGACCAUCCUGGUCAACAUGGUGAAACCCCGUCUCUACUAAAAAUACAAAAAAUUAGCUGGGCAUGGUGGCGCGUGCCUGUAAUCCCAGCUACUCAGGAGGCUGAGGCAGGAGAAUUGCCUGAACUCAGGAGGUGGAGGUUGCAGUGAGCUGAGAUUGCGCCAUUGCACUCCAGCCUGGGUAACAAGAGCGAAACUCCGUCUCAAAAAAAAACCAACAAAUACUAAGUGGCAUUAACAGCAUAUAGUGGAUUAUGGGAAUUAUUUCAGGAAUGAGACUUGAGUCCUGGUUCUGACGUUUAUUAUCUGUGUAAGUAGGUAACUUGGUUUCCCUGUUUUCCAUUGGUAAAAUGAGGAUAUUAGUAGUAUCUACUGGUGGGUGCAGUGGCUCAUGCCUGUAAUUCUAGCACUUUGGGAGGCUGGGGUGGGUGGAUCACUGAAUUCAAGACCAGCCUGACCAAUAUGGUUAAACCCUGUUUGUACUACAAAUACAAAAAUUAUCUGGGCAUGGUGGCAUGCACCUGUAGUCCCAGCUACUCAGGAGACUGAGACAGGAGAAUUGCUUGAACCUGGGAGGCCGAGGUUGCAGUGAGCCGAGAUCACAGCAUUGCACUCCAGCGUGGGUGACAGAGCAAGACUAUGUCUCAAUCCAUCAAUGAAAUAAACUAACAUAAAAGUACCUCACAGGGUUUUAUGAGGAUGAAAUAAUGAGAUAACAUGAAAAGUAACAGUGCCUGGGACAUACUGGGUGCUGAGAAUAUGUUAUUGCUGUGAGGAUUAAAGUGGGAAAGUGCUAUGGUAGCUAUGGCUAGCUUAGAGGCUCUCCACCUGUUGCAGGUGCUCCGACAACCCCACAGUGUGCCUGCAGAAGGGAUUCUUGGUCCCUUCGCCUUCCUUCCCUGUUGGGGUAGGAUUGUCUUUGCAAAGGGAACCAGGGGUCCCCCUCUAGUUGUUUUAUGAGUCAGUCAGGGUCAGGGUACAGAGGGAACUCUGGCAGCUGGUUUUUGGAGAUCGAUCCUCUCAUAGUGGGGAGACCCAAGGCUGGUGGCUGGAGAUCCUCUUUCUGCCUUAUGUGGAACAGACAGGGCGCCCUCUCUUGAUCAAAGGUGGGAACAGCACUAGGUCAGAGUUUCUGGGAUGGGCCCCAUCGGGUCUCACUGCCUGCAAAGGUGAUGGAACGCAGCUGAGAGGUAAGGCGACAAGGUGGUCUAUCCAACGUGCUAAACCCAGGUGUCCGGAGCCCUUCCUGCUGCCCUCAGGCAGCCGAAAUUAUUGGGGGCAGACUCGAGCUGUAGAGCAUGGCUGGAGGACACGCCAGAUUUAGGGGGAGAGCCAGGGGUCCGGGUUCUCCAGAAGCGGGGAGGAGCCAACGGAGGAUCUGGGCGCAGUUUCCUCUCUAAGUUCCGCCCCGAGAGCGCCGGUCCCGCCCCCGACCCCGCCCCCGACCCCGCCGUUCGCGCUCCGACCAGCCCGCGGAGGCAGCCCUCGACCCCGGCCCACCCGGGACCCCGGGUUCCGCUGGCAAUCUCGCCACCAGCGCCUCGGUCUGACAAGAUGUACCAGGUCCCACUGCCACUGGACCGGGAUGGGACCCUGGUACGGCUCCGCUUCACCCUGGUGGCCCUGGUCACGGUCUGCUGUCCACUUGUCGCCUUCCUCUUCUGCAUCCUCUGGUCCCUGCUCUUCCACUUCAAGGAGACAACGGCCACACACUGUGGGGAUGUUCUCUGCGGCCUCCCAGCCCUUGGACCCUGAUGGGACUGUGUUCCGGCUUCGCUUCACAACCAUGGUCUGGUGGGUCAUCACUUUUCCUGUGUUCGGCUUCUUCUUCUGCAUCAUCUGGUCCCUGAUGUUCCACUUUGAGUACACGGUGGCCACUGACUGUGGGGUGCCCAAUUACCUGCCCUCGGUGAGCUCGGCCAUCGGCGGGGAGGUGCCCCAGCGCUACGUGUGGCGUUUCUGCAUCGGCCUGCACUCGGCGCCUCGCUUCUUGGUGGCCUUCGCCUACUGGAACCACUACCUCAGCUGUGCCUCCCCGUGUUCCUGCUACCGCCCGCUCUGCCGCAUCAACUUCGGCCUCAAUGUCGUAGAGAACCUCGCGUUGCUAGUGCUCACUUACGUCUCCUCCUCUGAGGACUUCACCAUCCACGAAAAUGCUUUCAUUGUGUUCAUCGCCUCAUCCCUCGGGCACAUGCUCCUCACCUGCAUUCUCUGGCGGCUGACCAAGAAGCACACAGUAAGUCAGGAGGAUCGCAAGUCCUACAGCUGGAAACAGCGGCUCUUCAUCAUCAACUUCGUCUCUUUCUUCUCGGCGCUGGCUGUCUACCUUCGGCACAACAUGUAUUGUGAGGCUGGAGUGUACACCAUCUUUGCCAUCCUGGAGUACACUGUUGUCCUAACCAACAUGGCGUUCCACAUGACGGCCUGGUGGGACUUCGGGAAUAAGGAGCUGCUCAUAACCUCUCAGCCUGAGGAAAAGCGAUUCUGAACCCUUCAGUCCUGCUUGGGAGGCAGCCCACUGCCCAGAAACAAGAAACAAGAUACCAUUCUGGCCUUCCCUACCCUACAUCCUCUCUUGGCCUUACUGAAGAUGGGGGAAGGGUAAGAAGGGCAUAGGCCAAGGCUCACCCCAGUGCUGCUGGCAUCUCUCCACCCCUCAUAUGGGCAUAGGGGUCCUCAAACAACAUCACCUUUACUUGAGAGGCCCCAAGAAGCUGAGCUGAGCUGGCAGAGAGCUCCAACAUUUGGUGCUAAAAAAAUGUCCUGUGGUUCAUGACCACCAUCCAGUUUCUGGCCUUUACUAGCUACCUUUCACUAAGGUCAGGAGCCGCUGAGCAGUGGCUGCUCCGUGACAACCACAGCAAUUUUUCUCCCUGGGGUCAUUCACAUGACUAAUGUAUUUCAUGAUCUUCUGUGCACAUCCAGGCCUGUGGCCACAGUCCCCUGCUAAAACUGCUCAGGUGUUCCAGUCCUUCACCUUUUUGAUUUGGUAUGUGCCCUAGGGUAUGUACCCUUCCCUAUCUAAGCAUCAGCAUGUCCAUGUGUCUGAUGGGAGAUGGGUGGGCUGUAUGAUUUCCAAUACCAGUCUGUGGUUCUGAUGUCAUCGGGUGGAGGUGGUGGUGUGUACUUAAAGGAUGACCUGCUACAGAAAAAGCACCAGCACAGCAUGUAUUUUCUUCUCUCUUCUGAAAGUUCUGGCUUACAGACCCCUUCCCUCCUUUGAAACGUAUGGCAUAGAGGAGUCAGAUGCAGAUCCCUACCCUAAAAUGGGCUCCCUGGUAUCUCCUGUUUUCCCUACUGCUCCAGACCCUAAGUUUUGGUUGUGCAUUUUAAAGGAAAAUAAAUUUUUUAUUUAAUUUUA